AUGCAUUGGCUACGCUGGUUUCUAGGAUUCUUAGGUUUGACAUGUGUUGGUGGAAAACUAGGCCUAGAAUUCAAUGAGACAUCUGACAACCCCUACAACUUCCCUUGGUCUGAAAAUGUGCCGAAACUGGAAUUUACAACUUCCAAGCCGAGAAAUAUGUCGGAUUUUGUGAAGGAAGAAGUGAGGAAAGGAAAAAUUCCAGAAGAAUUAAUUCCGUUUGUGAACUUAACUGCAGUGGAAGAAUUGAGAAAAGAAAAUAAUGAUGUGAGUGACACCCUAGAUUUUAUCAUCAGAGAUGAAGACGUCGCGGACAUUCCGGAUGAUGACGUGGAACACAGAAAAGUGAAUACCCUAACUCAUGAUGGUAACAAGACAAUAAUCACCGUAUCAGAUGAAGCAAGAGAUGACUUGUAUAAACACUGGAUGGAUCAAAGCCUAGCUGGACUCAUGGGGGCAGUUGUUACUAAUGUAAUCAAUAAUCGUAAAAUGAGCAAAACGGAGAAGAAGGAGCACUACACAUGCAUUCAUGCUUCAAAGAAUGUGACUGCGCAUGCGAAAUGCGUGGUUACUGUACUUGAUCAGCUGAAAAAGAGGAAUGCAAAGUUGAAGAUGUACAGUAAUCGAACUACUAUUCUGAACUCUCACCGAAAACGAAACCGAGCAGAUACUCAAGCAUUCAAGACAGCGCUCAAUCAUUAUGAUGAGUAUGUGAAAUCUGGCGCAGAAGAGUUUAGGGUGAAGAGAGCAUCUGGAUUUUCCAUAUUUGAUGAGAUGGAGAAUAAGAGGCAAGAAGCGAUCAGAGGGAAUGUGCAGACAAGGAGAUCUUAUACAAUUCGCGAAAACAAAAGUUUGUCGCCAUUGGCUUUGAUUGCUAGGAAAUUGACAGAGCUAGUCAGAGCUGGGAAAAAUAAAAAGGAAGCGCCAAAAAGAUGGCAAGAAGUAAUUCAAGACAUCAAAGACGAGUCAACACGGAUCAAGGGCAAAAAGAGGAACAAGGAACGGAUGAAACGCAAAUUCUCAAAAUUCGUGAGCACCAUGCGCCAGACUGGACUGAAUCCGAACAAGGCGAUGCAGAGUAUAGGAAUGGAUGAUUUGUUUGCCGACGAACCGAUUCUAAGCGAAAAAGAACAGGAUGCCAAAGACGCGAGGGAGAUGAUGGCGACGAUGAGUCCGGAUGAUAGGGUUUUGAACGAACCGAUCAAGUUGAUUAGACAAGCUAUCAAAAUAGGAAUGAUGGCGGCGGGCAACAAGAAAGGCGCCGAUUCACUGGACGACAAGAAGAUUGCACUUUUAUCACCACAAUUUAUGAGCAUACUUCCCGAUGAAGUGGCCAAUGAUACGGUAUCGCUACUCUCCCCAUCGAUCCUAUCACUUCAUGGAGAAGGCUCCGAUAUGGAUCGGGAAAUCAGUUUAACAAAAGCAUUGAAACUUAUGGAAGACACUGGACAGGAGGAAUGGAUGAAUUUUGUUCUAGAAGCUUCUGGGGUCACAGAAACUGUGGAUAGGCUUAGAAAAGUUGAGAAAGAGGAAGAAGAAAAGGAGAGAAUGCGUGAUUUUGUGGAUAAGGAUGGGAAGCCUCUGUAUUUUUCCAAAGAGAAUGCAACACAGAUUUAUGGAGAGUAUGAAGCGGGAAAGUUGGAUUUGUUGGAUGGAUUUUAUAAGUCGUUGUCUGCAGAACAGAUGCAAUCCAUGAACAAAACCGGGUACACUAUAAUGGACGAUAAGCAGCUGGAAACCAUCUAUGGACCAAAUUCUCCAUUCAACAACUCGGAAGCGUUAGAAAAAUUCAAAGGGAUAUCACCAGAGAGUAUGCCGGAGAGGAUAGAGGAGAAUAUAAGAUUGAUAGCAAAUGAAGAGAUGAAGUUUGAAAUUUCUAGAAAGGUAUCUUUGAAAGACCUCGUCCUGAUGCCAGUUCUUCUCACCUCGUUCAUCGGUGUCCCUGAGACAGCUUCCCAAUCCAUUAUCCUAUCCCCUCUUCUUCUGGCACCCCUUGUGUUCUCCCCUUCCAUUUAUGGAAACGUCAUCCUAUCUCCUUGGGUCUUUGUACCCGUUCUUGUCAGUCCCCGUAUUCUCGGAGCCGUCGUCCUAUCCCCAAUCGUCUUCUCACCAGUCAUCCUCUCUCCUCUCUGUCUGGUUCCAGUAGUCUUAUCUCCAGGUGUAGGUCUCCCAUUCGUACUAUCACCAUUUGUAUUAACCCCAUUCAUCUUGUCUCCUGUAGCUCUCACCCCAAUCAUUUUAUCCCCGUUCGCCCUGUCGCCUUUUAUUGGGGUACCCAACUUGCUUACUCCAAUCAUUUUGUCCCCUUUUGUACUGUCUCCUUUGAUUUUGUCCCCUCCAUUUGUGUCAGCGUUUGUUCUGAAUCCAUACGCCUUGUCACCUGCGGUUUUAUCAAACGGUGCACUUUUUACAGCGGUACUGUCGCCGAGUUGGUUAAGUACAUUAUGA
Caenorhabditis briggsae is the source of this 2445-nucleotide messenger RNA. The record is from RefSeq and is a predicted model, not a curated record. The transcript has 11 exons. Lineage: Eukaryota; Metazoa; Nematoda; Chromadorea; Rhabditida; Rhabditidae. Bases 1 to 2445 code for a protein of 814 amino acids.